ACAAAGAACUUGACAUUUUGCAACGUGGAGCUUCCAAUUGAGGACAGAGCGAAGGACCUGCUCGCGCGAUUGACCUUACCAGAAAAAAUAAAAUUGCUGGUGAGCAGUUCGGCAGCGGUGCCGAGGCUAGGCUUACCGGCGAACCAGUGGUGGUCGGAAGCACUUCACGGGGUGUCCAAUGUGGGCCCCGGCACAAAUUUCAAGGGCCAAAUCUCGGCGGCCACCAGCUUCCCCCAAGUCAUCACCACUGCUUCUUCCUUCAAUUCCUCCUUGUGGCUCCUGAUUGGACAGGCCGUCUCAGAUGAAGCGAGAGCCAUGUAUAAUGUAGGACAGGCUGGUUUGACAUAUUGGAGUCCUAAUGUGAACAUUCUUAGAGACCCAAGGUGGGGUCGUUCACAAGAGACUCCCGGCGAAGAUCCUCUUGUGGUCAGCACUUAUGCAACCAGCUAUGUUAAGGGAUUACAGGACGUCGCUGGGCAAGGCAAUGAGAACCGAUUAAAGGUCGCUGCUUGUUGUAAGCACUACACAGCGUACGACCUUGACAAAUGGAAAGCCGUUGAUAGAUUUCACUUCAAUGCUGAGGUGAGCCAACAAGACUUGGACGAGACAUAUAAUGUCCCGUUCAAAGCCUGCAUAACGGAAGCCAAUGUUGCUAGUGUCAUGUGCUCUUAUAAUCAAGUUAAUGGAAAGCCUACUUGUGCAGACCCUGACCUCCUUGGCAAGACCAUUCGUGGUCAAUGGAACCUUAGUGGGUACAUUGUGUCCGAUUGUGACUCAGUCGAUGUCUUGUUUAAAUAUCAGAGAUACACAAAAAGGCCUGAAGAUGCUGCUGCCUUAACCAUCAAGGCAGGUUUGGAUUUGAAUUGUGGGUCUUUCCUAGCACGUUACACCGAAGCUGCUGUGAGGCAAGGCAAGCUAAAUGAAAGGGACGUGAACACAGCCUUGACCAAUACAAUUAAGGUCCAAAUGAGAUUGGGCAUGUUUGAUGGUGACCCAUCUUUGCAACAAUCCUUUGGGCUACUAGGCCCAGCAAAUGUGUGCACGAAGGCCCACCAAAAGUUGGCCCUUGAGGCAGCCCAACAAGGAAUUGUCCUUCUUCAAAACCUAGGAAAAUCAUUGCCCUUAUCAGCUUCCUGUCGGCCCACCGUGGCUGUCAUUGGGCCUAACGCAAAUGCUACUGUCACCAUGAUAGGAAACUAUGCCGGUGUUCCUUGUGGGUACAUAAGCCCUCUACAAGGAAUUGGCAAUUACGUCAACACCACUUAUGCACAAGGGUGCACAAAUGUAGCAUGCAGCGGCAAGCAAGACCAGCUAUUUCUGGCGGCAGAGGCAGCAGCCCAACGGGCCGAUGCCACAAUUUUGGUAAUGGGCCUAGACCAGUCCAUUGAAGCAGAGGGCAGAGACAGGACUGUGCUCCUCUUACCUGGACGCCAACAAGAGCUCAUUUCGAGAGUGGGCAAGGCCUCGAGAGGCCCAGCCAUUUUAGUAUUGAUGUCUGGUGGCCCAAUUGAUAUUUCGUUCGCGCAAAAUAUUGACGCUAAUGUUGCUGCAAUUUUAUGGGCCGGGUACCCUGGUCAAGCCGGAGGUGCAGCGAUUGCAGACGUUUUGUUUGGAAAAGUCAAUCCAGGGGGAAAGUUGCCCAUGACAUGGUAUCCACAGAGCUACGUGGAUAAGGUUCCAAUGACUAACAUGGCCAUGAGACCUAACUCAUCAACAGAUUACCCGGGUCGGACUUACCGAUUCUAUGAAGGCGCUGCAGUGUAUUGGUUUGGGGAUGGACUCAGCUACACCAACUUCGAACACACCUUGGUUGGAGCCCCGACAACGCUUCAAGUGCCCAUUUCUAAUCUCCGCGCAUUCAAAAACUCAACCUCAUCAAGCAACGCUAUUCGAGUCGCUCACACCAAAUGUGAAGGACUCUCAUUGCGCGUGCACGUUGACAUAAGCAACACUGGAUCCAGAGAUGGGUCUCACACCCUCCUGCUAUUCAACACGCCUCCUGUUCACAAACAGGCUCCUAAGAAACAUUUGGUUGGUUUUAAGAAGGUCCACCUGGUGGCUGGGUCGAGAGGAGGAGUCAUGAUGGAUGUUGAUGUGUGCAAACAUCUUAGCAUUGUGGACGAAUUCGGAAUUCGAAGGGUCGUCAUGGGCAAACAUACCCUUCACAUUGGUGAUGACGGUCUUAAGCAUGUCGUUUCCCUCCAAACAAGUUUAGAGGGAAUGAAGCCUCUCUAA
Messenger RNA from Malania oleifera, 2235 nucleotides. RefSeq names its product beta-D-xylosidase 1-like. Gene Ontology annotation, biological process: xylan catabolic process; arabinan catabolic process. The record is from RefSeq and is a predicted model, not a curated record. Bases 316 to 2235 code for a protein of 639 amino acids. Gene Ontology annotation, molecular function: xylan 1,4-beta-xylosidase activity; alpha-L-arabinofuranosidase activity. The transcript is spliced from 7 exons. Lineage: Eukaryota; Viridiplantae; Streptophyta; Magnoliopsida; Santalales; Ximeniaceae. Gene Ontology annotation, cellular component: plant-type cell wall.